This is a messenger RNA of Cannabis sativa, 2638 nucleotides long. RefSeq names its product beta-1,4-xylosyltransferase IRX14. Gene Ontology annotation, cellular component: Golgi membrane. Lineage: Eukaryota; Viridiplantae; Streptophyta; Magnoliopsida; Rosales; Cannabaceae. Gene Ontology annotation, biological process: plant-type secondary cell wall biogenesis; glucuronoxylan biosynthetic process. The transcript has 3 exons. Gene Ontology annotation, molecular function: xylosyltransferase activity; galactosylgalactosylxylosylprotein 3-beta-glucuronosyltransferase activity. The record is from RefSeq and is a predicted model, not a curated record. The coding region runs from base 368 to 1711 and encodes 447 amino acids.
CCCUAAAAUAAUGGGCCAAUGUUCUGUGUGUUUCUUUCUGAUUUCUUACAUGAACACUUAACUUAAGUAAAUCACUAAUUACGGAUUAGUUGAUAUUAAUCAAAUCUUAAACUUAAAGUAAUCUCAGAUUAACCCAUCACCAUCAUCAUCAUCAUCAUCUUCUUCAAACCCUUUUUCCUCUCACAGUCGCAUACCAGAAAUUUGGUUCCAAAAAAAACCAUUAUUCAAUUUCGAAGCAACACUCAACAAAUACCACACAUUGAUUCCUAUUCUUCUCUCCAACUACUAAUUCAUUUGAUUUCUCUUACUUUUUCUCUCUCUCUAGUAGUAGGUUUUAGAGAGAGAACAAGAACAAGAAGAAGAGGGAAUGAAGCUCUCGGCUUUGCACCAGAGCUACAUGAAUCGAAGGAACAGCAGUUUUAGAGGAUCUGCGCCGUUGGAUUCGUCAUCGGACGGUUCGAUUAGGUCACCGGCGGCGAUCUUUUGGCUUGUGUUACAUGGACUUUGUUGCUUAAUAAGUCUCGUUCUUGGAUUUCGUUUUUCUCGUUUGGUUUUCUUCUUUCUCUUUUCAACUUCUUCUUCUUCUACUAAUGGUCUUUAUCCUGUGCCGUUUCGGUCUACUUCUGAGCUCGGUGGUGGUCCCUUCGAUUUGCUAAGACGUUCGAAUCCUUCUGGUGAUGAUGAAUUUCCGAUGAAUAGGAGUGUUCUUACAGGUGGUACUUCUGCUAGUCGUGUUGUGGUUGGACGACACGGGAUCCGAAUCAGACCUUGGCCGCAUCCGAAUCCGACUGAGGUUAUGAAGGCUCAUCAGAUUAUUGAUACGGUUCAGAGGGAACAGAGGCGUCAAUUUGGUGUCAAGAACCCUAAAACUGUCAUUGUUGUGACUCCUACUUAUGUGAGGACGUUUCAGGCUCUUCAUAUGACUGGAUUGAUGCACUCGUUGAUGCUUGUCCCUUAUGAAGUCGUUUGGAUCGUGGUUGAGGCUGGUGGAGCUAGCAAUGAGACUGCUUCGAUUCUUGACAAGUCAGGGCUUAGGACCAUUCACGUUGGAUUUGAGCAGCGGAUGCCGAAUUCUUGGGAAGGUCGUCAUCGAUUGGAGGCUCGAAUGAGACUUCGUGCAUUGAGAACUGUAAGAGACCAGAAGCUAGAUGGGAUUGUGAUGUUUGCUGAUGACAGUAAUAUGCAUAGUAUGGAACUCUUUGAUGAGAUCCAGAACGUGAAAUGGUUUGGUGCUCUUUCAGUUGGAAUUCUUGCUCAUUCGGGCGAUACAGAGUCAAGUGAAUCAUUGGUAUCUUCAAAACAGAAGAAGGAAGAUGAGCAAAACUUGCCAAUGCCUGUUCAGGGUCCUGCUUGUAACUCAUCCAAUAAGUUAAUUGGUUGGCACACCUUUAAUUCGUUGCCACAUUCGGGAAAGAAGGCAAUUUACAUUGAUGAUCGGGCAGCGGUGCUUCCCAGGAAGCUUGAAUGGGCUGGAUUUGUGUUGAAUUCCAAGAUGCUUUGGAAGGAUGCUGAAGAUAAGCCGGAAUGGGUUAGGGAUCUAGAUACAUUGGAUGGAGUUGGUGAGGAUUUAGAGAGUCCCUUAUUCUUGUUGAAGGACCCUUCCAUGGUUGAGCCGCUUGGAAGCUGUGGACGCCAGGUUUUGCUUUGGUGGCUUCGUGUUGAAGCUCGGUUUGAUAGCAAAUUUCCUUCCAGGCAAGUCUUCUAUCUAUAAAAUGAAACUACCACUCAUUCCAUUAAUAUUCCAGGUGUAAGUGUCCUUUUCAUAAACUUAAUUAACUAAAAUUAAAGCUCAAAGAAAAAAACCAAUGAGCUAUAAAGGUGGGUCGAUUAGAUACUGGUUCUGAAAAAUCUAUAUUUGAUAGAUCACGUGAAUCUCGUUAUAUAAACAAACUAUUCACUUGUAAAAUUCCUGUUGGAACCAAUAUAAGUAAAACUACUUGGGGUUUUUGUUAUUUUAGUUAUUGUUGGGGGCUGGAUGGUAAAUUUGAGAUUAUACUCAUAUAUUUUAGGUGCUAUAAUACAGGGUGUUAAUACGCAUUUUUUUUAAUAAUGGUCGUAUUAUAUAUUAAUGUUUAGAAUCAGUAGUUCCUCGUUUCAAAUGAAAAAUUAACAAUGAAGUCUCUUGAAAAAGGAAGAAUAGAUAAAAUAGAUUGUUACACAAGAACAGAAUAAAUAGAAGAAUUGAUAAACUAAUCAAGAAUCCCCUUUUAAUUAUAAGUUUUCGUAAUUGUAUAUAUUAAAAAUAUUCUAUUUUAUAGGUUUAUACGGACUUGAACGGUAGACCUUCUCGGUAAAACAGACUAAACUUUUUAUUAUCAAAACUAUUUGAAUUGUUUCAAAGACCCAACAUGCUUUUUUUCUUAGCAUUGGAUUUUUUUGUUAGUCUGCCAUAUUUUAUUUUUUGAUAGAAAAAAUAAAGCUUAUAAUUGAGUUAAAUUAUCUAAUCUUGUGUGUAUUCAUAUCAAACAUACACAAAUUUAUUAGAUCACUUCAACAUUUUCAGCUAUGUUUAGUUUUUUUUUCUUAAGAAACUAUUCAUGAUGAUAACAUUGUAAUAUUGUUAUGACAGAUGGAUAAUUGAUCCUCCUUUGGAAGUGACUGUACCCUCCAAAAGAACACCAUGGCCCGAUGCCCCUCC